Insectozyma verbasci is the source of this 597-nucleotide messenger RNA. NCBI's taxonomy places the organism in Eukaryota, Fungi, Ascomycota, Pichiomycetes, Serinales, Debaryomycetaceae. The record is from the annotation of a GenBank genome assembly.
AUGUCAGGUCUUGAACAAUCAUUAUUUCAGUUGAAAUUUACAGCUAAACAAUUAUCAAGACAAGCGGCAAAAGCACAAAAAGAAGAAACUCAAGAAAAGGCAAAGAUUAAAAAGGCAUUGAAUCAAGGAAACGCAGAUAUAGCUUCAUUAUAUGCUCAAAAUGCAAUAAGAAAAAAAACAGAACGUAUAAAUCUACUUAGGUUGAGUUCUCGUAUUGACGCGGUUGCUUCUAGAGUUCAAACAGCAGUUACAAUGAGAUCAGUUACUAAUAAUAUGACUACUGUUAUUCGCGGUAUGGAUAAAGCUUUACAAACUAUGAAUUUAGAAAGAAUAAGUCUUGUAAUGGAUAAAUUUGAAACUCAAUUUGAAGAUAUGGAUGCUCUGACUAAUUAUUAUGAAUCAAGUACUAAUAAUGUAAAUGCUUUAAAUACACCACAAGAUCAAGUUGAUGAAUUAUUGAAUCAAGUUGCUGAUGAAGCUGGUAUUGAAAUGAAACAGGGGUUAAAUGCAACUAAUGUCGAAUUAAAAACUCCUGAUAUUGUAUCUGAGGAAAAGGAAGAUAAAUUGGCUGAAAGAUUAAGAGCAUUACGAAAUUGA